Messenger RNA from Spodoptera littoralis (African cotton leafworm), 525 nucleotides. NCBI's taxonomy places the organism in Eukaryota, Metazoa, Arthropoda, Insecta, Lepidoptera, Noctuidae. The record is from the annotation of a GenBank genome assembly.
AUGCGGCCGACUCCAGGAGUUGAGAAGCUCAUCACCUCUCUAGCGGCUGAAGGAUGGGACAUAGUGCUGAUCACAGAUGCUAACACCGUCUUUGUACAACAUUGGCUCAAAGUCCAUGGUCUGCUGAACAAGAUUACAAAAAUAAUAACAAACCGGGCGUUCUGGCAAGGAGACCGCCUUUUCAUAGAGCCUUGUAUGCGCCAGUCGAGUUGCCCACGGUGUCCGAGCAACCUGUGCAAGUCCCACGCGCUGGUCGAGUGGUGCGCCACUCACUCGUACGCCAGGAUGGUGUACUGCGGCGAUGGGAGGAAUGAUUUCUGUCCAGCUACCUUCUUGCCGGCUAAUGCAAUUGUCUUCCCUCGCCGUGGCUACCCACUAGAUGACCUGAUCAAGAAGACCAUGGCUACUCCAACUCCUCAAGUCAAAGCAAGGAUCGUGCCCUGGUCAGAUUGCUACUCCAUCCUCCAAACUAUCUUCCCUGGCAAGUUUGUUGAGACAAACACACUUACAACACAACAAAUGUGA